Messenger RNA from Penaeus vannamei (Pacific white shrimp), 2050 nucleotides. NCBI's taxonomy places the organism in Eukaryota, Metazoa, Arthropoda, Malacostraca, Decapoda, Penaeidae. The record is from RefSeq and is a predicted model, not a curated record.
UGCCCUAUUGACUCUCUCGCAGUUCUGACGCGCAGGCGCCAGUGUGUGGUUGCCGCUUCUGUGGUGCAGCCUCUCGACGAUAUAUAUUAAGGAAGAAAAUAUAUGUAUACAAAAUAUUUAAUAGUGUUUGAUGAUUGGUCAGUGGUGAUUUAAACAUAGCCAGAUACGACAACACUCCAUUUCAAAAUUAAACCAAACAAGUUUCAGUGCUGAUCGAAAAUCUAAGAGGAAGAGGAUGUUGGGGCGGUGUCGCCUGCGGCGCGGGGUCAGCCUCGAGGUCAUCGUAGAGGAGGACGACACGGCGGAGGUCGCGCUCGACCCCACGCCGCUCCCGGAGGAGGACGAUGACGACGACGAAGAGGAGGACGUCGACAGUGAGCACGGCGCCAGAGGGUCGGCUCCCAGCUCCCCCCGAGGGAGAGGCGGCGAAGGAGGAGGGGAGGCCACGGCGGCGGAGGAGAGGAGGCGGAGGAGGGAGCGGCGGAGGACAAUCGGCGGGUUGUCAAGGAUACGAUCAGUGUCGUGUGAAGCCCUCACCCUCCUCGACACAAGCGACAUGGACAUGUGCUGCUCCGAGUGGGACGACGACGACGACCUGGCCACCACCAGCUCCAACUACGUCACGCUGAACCGCCCCAUCAGCCGCCGCCGCAUUCUCGAGAGUUCGCAGACGCAGUGCGACUCGGAGGACUCGGGCAUCGAGUACCAAUCCAACGAGGACGAUCCCGCGCUUGAGGACCGAUCAAGCGCCGAGGAUCACUCUUGCGAGGACCCGAUGCAGGUCGACAUCCACGAAGCGGAGACUGCCACGGAGUCCGAGGGUGAGGAGGUGGAGGAGGAGCGCGAAGAGGAGGAGGAGGAGGAACGGUCCUCGAGCCCAAGCCCCUCGCAAGCCACACUUCCCGAGGAAGACACUUGCCCGGGGCUCCGUCAGGGCCACGAGGAGGGCGUCCUUGCAACCGGCACGUCAGCGAAGCACGUGUUCGAGGACCGCGUGGCGCAGCCGGCCAAGGGGAACCAGACGACCACGCCAAAGUUCGCGCCGACGGAGGCCCUCGAGAACGACAAGGUCGUGAUCGUGGAAACGACUCCUCCCGUGCCCACCAGGAGGCCGGCGCAGCAUGAGGGCGCGCUGGACCCGGCGGAGGAGGAGCUGCAGCUCAAGCGCGCCGCCUACACCAUCCGCAACAAGGAGGUGCGCCUGGCCGAGCUGCCCAAGCCGGACACCGUGCGCAGCGUGAAAGGGCAGCUGUUCGAGGAGGCGGCCAGCCCGUGCAGCACUCCACGCCUGGAGGGACCUCGGUUCGAUUCGACAAUCAAGUCGAACUCCGCGAGCAAGAUCCUCGCUUCGACAGGAGCGAGGGCGACCCCGGCCGGCGAGGUCACGGCCUCCGCGACGGAUCCCAACCCUGCCGAGGCUGCCCAGCCACGGGGCGCAGGCCCAGCCAAGGUGCACCCCGCCCACAGCCACCUCGCGCCCACUAGCUGCUGGCUGAGCUGCGGCGGCACCAAGGAGUCGCAGAAGGGUCUCGCCGCACCGCAGCCCCGGCCCGCCAGGCGACCGCAACACGUGGUGGCUCCGCACGCCCUCCGUGGUGCUCAGGAAGCCCGUGGUGCGAGGCUUCAACGUCAAGAAGGCCCUGCUCGAGGACCCCAAGAGCUUCCUCCCCCACAGCACGAGAGCAAGAAAGAGCGGCGGCGGCGCCCAGCUCCGGCAAGGGCACGGCGUCGCCGCCGCCACAGCACACGUACUCGGGAGAAGGCUCACACCACAGGUACUCAUGUGGGAGGCGAACGAGGGGGCGGGUUGCGCCCCUGUGAUACGAAUACCAGGAAUGACAUCAUCGACCGUUCGGACACGGAGUCGCUGGCGUCAGACAGCGACGACAGCGGCGUCAGCAACGACUCGACCGUCUGUCGUCAGCGUCACGUCAGCCACAUAUCGCGCCCUCGACGCCUAGCGGCGGACCCGAGCUUCAGUGAAAUCAAACUGGAACAGAAAAAAGUCCAGCUCUCGGAUGACUUAGACCUACAAACUUCUCCGAAAUAG